UUUACUGACAAAUUAAAAAAGUUUUUCAAGUAUUUAAUUAAAAAUGUGUUCUUUAUCAAAUAAAAUAUGGAAAAUUACCAUAUGUAAUUGGGAAUUAAGCCGAAUAAGAAACGUUUCUAUGAUCAGACGGCUAUGUACAGCUGCAGUUACAAAUUCUAAACAAGAUGAUGAUAAAUCAUUAACUAAGGAGAAAGCUCACACAUUAGUAAUGAAACUGACAAAUGAAGAGAGAGAUAAUUUGGCUUGGUGCUUAAAUCAUUAUGAAUCAGAAGAGACCAAAGCAGAAUAUCGAGGUCAAUUGGCUGGGUUCAGAUGGCGUUCAAAGUUUGGACGUCCCAGUAAAGUACCUGAAUUAGGAGAUGUUGAUCCAACAGGCUCUUACUGCCCAUUGCCAGAAGAAUGGUUAUUAAAAAAAUAUGAAGAAACUAACACGGAGACUGUACCAGAACCAACUCGAGCCCAACUAUUUAGAGUGGGAUUGCAAAAUGCUAUUCCUUUCAUUAUGUUUGGAUUUUUGGACAACUCAGUGAUGUUAAUAUGUGGUGAAUCAAUUGAAAGAACAGUUGGUGCUGUAAUUACAAUAUCGACAAUGGCUGCUGCUGCAAUUGGUAAUACUUUUUCUGAUAUACUUGGAAUUGGCUCUUCAUAUUAUGUGGAACAGUUGGUAAUCAAACUUGGUUUAAAACCUCCUAAUCUAACACCUAUUCAAUUGGAUAUGAAGUGUAGUAGACGAGCUGCUAAUUUAGGAAGGACACUUGGAGUUACUCUAGGUUGCUUUUUGGGAAUGUUUCCAUUACUAUUAAAAAAAGAUGAAGAAUCUAAGGAUGAAGAGUCUGAGGUGGAAGAAGAUGGAAAAUAAAAAAAUAUUAGAAUAAAAAUUAUUUAUUUUCACAAUUUAUAAAUAAGUUUCAUUCUGACUGAUUCCU
Melanaphis sacchari is the source of this 926-nucleotide messenger RNA. RefSeq names its product transmembrane protein 65. Lineage: Eukaryota; Metazoa; Arthropoda; Insecta; Hemiptera; Aphididae. Bases 44 to 859 code for a protein of 271 amino acids. The transcript has 7 exons. Gene Ontology annotation, cellular component: mitochondrion. The record is from RefSeq and is a predicted model, not a curated record.